This is a messenger RNA of Plodia interpunctella (Indianmeal moth), 2334 nucleotides long. RefSeq names its product cathepsin L-like proteinase. Gene Ontology annotation, molecular function: cysteine-type endopeptidase activity. NCBI's taxonomy places the organism in Eukaryota, Metazoa, Arthropoda, Insecta, Lepidoptera, Pyralidae. The transcript is spliced from 13 exons. Gene Ontology annotation, cellular component: lysosome. The coding region runs from base 50 to 1666 and encodes 538 amino acids. The record is from RefSeq and is a predicted model, not a curated record.
UAUUUAUUUGAAAAUAUAGAAAAAUAAAUCUCAUUACAUAUUAAUUAACAUGUUGUUGUUAAAUUGUGUACUUUUAGUUGUUGUGUUAUUUCGAAAAUGUGCAAAUACAGGUUUAAUUUUAAGUAUAAAGGAUUUAUCGAAAACUCUGGAAGGUCCCAAAUGGCCGAAUGAAUAUUAUUUAAAAGGGGAAAUUGAAGACAUUUUUAAUGCUGGCUCGGAACCUUUUGAGAUUUGGUACAAAGAAAAUCUGAAUCGAUCCCGCGUGGACGUUUACGAUGGUUCGGUGAAAAAGUUCUAUUGGGCUGAUCGCGAGAAACUUAUAACGUUCUACCCGAAAACGGAGGAUUUGGAAACUAUUGAAAUAGCUUGUGAUUAUGAGCCUCGGAAUAAGCUGCCGUACAACAUUUUGCCGGCCGAUCUGAACUGGACGUUAACUGGUUCCGGGACAUAUAACGGGUUGGAUACCCUUGUUUGGGAGGCGAAGGACAAAAAAUACCAUUACACUACGGUCACUCGAAAAGAAGAUGAUUUUGAUGUACCGAUAAGACUGGAUAAAACCAAGUAUGAAGUCGGAACCGGCAUGAGCACUGACCAUUCAAACAUAAUAUUCUUUGACUACAACUCCACUGUGGAAGAGGCUACCCUUGACGUAGAAUCUGAGAAGUUAGAAGAAUGUGGAUUUUAUUAUAGUACAAUUGAGGAGAAACUACAACAUUUAAAAUCCUAUAUUAGUCACGAUGUUGAGGUCGCUUUUACAAGAUACAAGAGCCACCACAAGAAAACUUACAACGGAAACGAACAUGAAAUGCGGGAAGAAAUUUUCCAAAAUAACUGGAGACGUGUCCAAUCCCAAAACAAUAAGAACAUGGGUUACAAGCUCGAACUGAACAAAUUCGCGGACUGGACUGAUGAGGAACUGGCUUCCUUGCGAGGAGCCCUGCCUUCGAAAGUCAACGACCCCGGGACCCACCCCUUUCCUCACACUUUGGAGGAACUUGACAGGCUUGUCGAAGAGUUGCCUGGAGAGUAUGACUUAAGGUUGGAAGGAGAUCUUCCGCCGAUUAAAAACCAGCUAGCAUGCGGCUCGUGCUGGGCCUUCGCGACCACACUGACGGUGGAAGCAGCCAUCAUCAAGAAGUUAGGAGGGGUCCAACUGGAUUUGAGCGAACAAUCCCUGGUCGACUGCGCUUGGUCAUAUGGAGCCCUUGGUUGCAAUGGAGGAUUUGUUGACGUCGCGUUCAAGUACGUGACAGAUCACGGGAUUCCAACUGAAACCGAGUACGGCAGAUAUUUACAUGAGGACGGUUUCUGUCACAUAAACAACAUGACGGUGACCCAUCACAUCCGUGGCUUCACCCAGGUGACACCACAUAGCGUCAACGCUCUCAAAUAUGCGGUGUACACAUAUGGAUCAGUAGAGGUCUCCAUACACGCCAGUGCUGAUAUGACUUUGUAUUCUAGCGGAGUGUUUUAUGACAUGGCUUGCGAAGGGGAACUUCUGAACCAUGCAGUGGCCGUGGUCGGCUACGGAUCGCGUGACGGUGAGCCCUACUGGAUCGUGAGGAACUCCUGGGGCGAGACCUGGGGGGAGGACGGGUACAUCCUCAUGUCUGCCAAGGACAACAACUGUCUGUUACUGGACAAUCCGUAUUAUCCUGUUGUAUAGACACAUUUGCACACCUAUAUCUCGAGGGCUGCCUAUUCCGGCCUAUAAAUCGGAAAUUCCAGCUAUAAAUUAUCGCCAAACAGUUCACCGAUCGUUGGCAAUGUUCACGCAUUCACGUCGGAAACUGUCCAAUUCGGCGUGUUCCAAUAGUGUGUAGCCGACAUAAUACAGAUCCUAUAAGGGAUCUAUUAGUCUGUUCAAUAUACAUAAUCUCUAGGGGAUAACCUAACCUAACCGUAUGCAAAAUUACCUAUAUAUUUUUGUCUUCCAGCCUGUGGUUGUGUCUCACUGCUGGACGAAGCCCUUCCCUUCAUUAUUAUGCGUUCAAUACAUUUUAUGCCAUUACUAAUUGACUGUAAAACAUGAGUGUAUGUUUUACUAUUUGACUUUACGAGUCUUAAUUAUUACAUUUUUGAACAAUUUAAUAUCUCUCCUAAAUAUAACAAAAAUAUCAUGCAAUAUAACAAUUAUUAUCACACUUUUUGAAUUAAUUUCAUCGUAUUUUGAAACAUAUUGUACAUAAUUAUGUUACAUUGUUUUUAUGUCUCAACUAUAUGUACGUACUAAUACACUAACAACCAGUGAUAAACCAUAUUUAACUGAAUAAAAAUCAUUCAUUCAUUCAACUAAACGAAUUAAAUUAAAAAAUAAAUUGUCAUUUAAAAAAA